CCCUCGUCGUUCCCAUUUUCUCACGCUUCCCGCAAACUCUUCAAUGGCGAUCUCGCGCUCCUCUCCAUCCAAACCCUAGCUUCUCCUCCCCCUUCUUCGAUUCCCCAAGCCUAUAAACCCUAGCCUCUCAUUGGUGCUGCAACAAUGUCUCUCCAUCCAAAACCCGCUGCACUCCUCGGCGCAGUCCGAUAUCGACGAGAUCGAGAACCUCAUGUACGCCGCCCCCGUCCUCCCCGCCCGCUCCCCGAGCCCUCCUCGCGCCUCCAUCCCCGUAUCAUCCACCCCCUUCGUCCCCUCCAACCUCCCUCCCCCGUCCUACACCAAGCCAACGCCACCGGCCCCGCCUCCCAUUGCUCCGGUUCUCCCCCCAAUCUCGUCUGGCGGUGCCCCUGGGGCGCCACGUCCGGGGAUCUCGGUGGAUGGUUUCGGAUCGCCGCCCAACACGCUGACGGAGCCGGUGUGGGACACGGUGAACAGGGAUCUGUCGCGGAUCGUGAGCAAUUUGAAGCUGGUUGUGUUCCCAAAUCCGUCUCGCGAGGAUCCUGGGAAGGCGCUGCGGGAUUGGGACCUAUGGGGACCUUUCUUCUUCAUCGUGUUCCUGGGCCUCAUCUUGUCAUGGUCUGCAUCUGUGAAGAAGUCUGAAGUUUUCGCUGUUGCAUUUGCUGUUCUUGCUGCGGGGGCUGUUAUUCUCACAUUGAAUGUGGUGCUUCUGGGUGGGCACAUCAUCUUCUUUCAAAGUCUAAGUCUUCUUGGUUACUGUCUCUUCCCAUUGGAUGUCGGAGCUUUAAUAUGCAUGCUGAAAGACAAUGUGAUUCUCAAGAUAGUUGUGGUGUCCAUAACAUUGGCAUGGAGUUCCUGGGCAGCAUACCCAUUCAUGAGUGCUGCUGUUGGACCAAACCGCAAGGCCUUGGCUCUUUACCCAGUCUUUCUCAUGUAUAUCUCUGUUGGCUUUUUGAUUAUCGCCAUUGAUUAACCGCUUCAUCAAAUGCUUGUGAACUUGAGUGGUAACGCAAAUUUCUAGAUCCCAUCGGCUUCUUUCUCAUUGGGGGUGCUAUACUAUACAGAUAAAUGUUCAUUCUUGUCAUUGAUGCCUUUUGUUGAUGAUGUUUUUCUUUUUGUGUUCAGGUUUAUUGUAUUCAAAACUUAAAUGAACUACCUUGGACUGUUAAAAAAAGCUCAAUGUAUUUGCUUCAUUGGUAAAGAAUUUGCUUUUUCCUGAGUUGA
Molecule: messenger RNA, 1224 nt
Organism: Dioscorea cayenensis subsp. rotundata (Guinea yam)
Lineage: Eukaryota; Viridiplantae; Streptophyta; Magnoliopsida; Dioscoreales; Dioscoreaceae
Product: protein YIPF6 homolog
Biological process (GO): endoplasmic reticulum to Golgi vesicle-mediated transport
Cellular component (GO): trans-Golgi network; membrane
Source: RefSeq, a predicted model, not a curated record